CGUUGCAUUGCGUCUCUCGUACGUGCGUCUUUAACGAGAGGCGUUGCUUUACUAUAUGUUUUUAAAGAAGAGAUUUCCGCUUCCUGCUGUUGUUUUAAACGCUCAAUUGAUCACAAGCUGAUCACAAGCCAGGAGCUGGACUGAUAGCAGCAGCAACUGAGGGAAGUCUCCUGUGAAUCCACCGCCGAGCGGAGGCGGGAACGUUAAGAGGCUCGUGCCAUCAUCAGAACAGACUGCAUGCGCGAGUGAGUGUCUAAACUGACCGAGACCGGUCCGACAGCGCAUAUCCCGAGACAAGCUCAGCAUGUCGGAGCGAGGAGGGCUUCAGCAGCGAGCGGGAGCUCCGUCUCCCCACUUGCAGCCUCUCAGGACGGUCACGAUUUCUUCGAGUCGCCCGGUUCAGAUGAACCUGUUCGCGACAUGGGAGAUUGACAGCUCCUCUCCCAGCUGUGUGCCCAGACUUCUCAGUCUAACUCUUAAAAAAUUGGUGAUUUUGAAGGAGCUGGACCGAGAUCUUACUUCGGUGGUCAUUGCAGUUAAACUUCAGGGCUCAAAACGCAUUUUGCGGUCAAAUGAAAUCAUGCUGUCUUCUGUAGGCCUUACUGAGACUGAUCUUCAGCUGACCUUCUCUCUUCAGUACCCACACUUUUUGAAGAGAGAUGCCAACAAGCUUCAGAUUAUGCUCCAGAGACGCAAGAGGUACAAGAAUCGCACUAUACUGGGCUAUAAGACCCUUGCCCUAGGGAUGAUAAAUAUGGCUGAGGUGAUGCAGCAUCCUACCGAAGGUGCUCAGGUGUUGGGCUUGCACACGACUGUGAAGGACACACCAGUGCCCGUUGCUGAGAUCAGGGUCUAUUCUCUCUCCAGUCAACCCAUCGACCCAGAGGGACCAAAGACCAAGCUAUCCGAUCGUUCACCAGACAUCGAUAAUUACUCUGAGGAGGAAGAGGAAAGCUAUUCGUCAGAGCAGGACGGCAGUGAUGACCCUCUACAGGGGCAGUACCUCUAUGAUGACGAGGAUGAACUGAGGAAAAAGAAACCUCGCCGUAAACUCCCCUCCACAGCCUCCAUCACCAGAGCUAACGUAAGUGACCAACCCAACAUCAAACAGAAGCUUAUGGCAUUGGUGAAAUGGUUCAAAGUGUCUGAUGAGGUGGGGUUUGGUUUGGAUCAUGUGUCCCAAGAGCAAAUCCGAGAUGUGGAAGAGGAUCUGGAUGAGCUCUAUGACAGUCUUGAGAUGUACAACCCCAGUGACAGUGGCCCAGACAUGGAAGAAACGGACAGUAUUAUCAGCACACCCAAACCCAAACUCCGGCCGUUUUUUGAAGGCACGUCACAGUCCAGCUCUCAGACUGAGUUUGGUAGCUUGAAUAGCAGGUGCAGCCACAGCAAACACAAGCUGAGUCCUAGGGCCGAGCAGACUGUAUCUGGUAAAAUCCAGCGUUCCCCCAGUGCACACAUGGACGACGCUUUCUCAGAGAUGGACACAUUGGAACUCAAUGAAGUGGAAGUGAUCGCCGACGGAACCCCUAGCAUCACUUUAUCAGUGGCAGAGAGGCCCCGGACUCCACAGAGGAGCAAUAGCACUAACAUGCCAUCUCCCAGACUGGAUGGCAGUCAUACCCCCAAACAGAGGCGAGGGACCCCUAUGAAAGAGAGACAGCUGUCCAAACCGCUCAGUGAACGCACAAACAGCUCGGACAGUGAGAGAUCACCCGAGCUCAGCCUCACCCCUCAGAUGCCUAGGAAGAUAGUGUACGACCAGCUCAACCAGAUCUUGCUGUCUGACAGCACUCUUCCUGACAGCCUUAUCCUGGUCAACGGCAGCGACUGGCAAGGACAUUAUGUGGCUGAGCUGCUGCAGGCCCAGAAGCUGCCAGUGGUCUGCACCUGCUCUGGAUCAGAAAUCCAGGCCGUCCUUUCCGCCCUACUGACACGCAUACAGAAAUUCUGCAACUGUAACUCCAUCAUGCCCAAACCGGUGAAGGUGGUGGCGGUUGGAGGUCAGAGCUACUUAGGAGCCGUCUUGAGAUUCUACGUCUCUCAGCUCGCCAACAAGAUGUCUGAUUGGCUCAGCCACAUAAAGUUCCUUGUGGUGCCUGUAGGCUCUCACCCUGUGGCCAAACACCUGGGUUCUCUGGACAAUCGCUACAGUUCUUCCUUCCUGGACAGCUCAUGGCGAGAGUUUUUCAGCCGCCUAGAGCCUCCUCAGACUGCUUCUUCUACUGACUUUGUGGAUGUGGCCGGGCGAAUUCUACAAUACAUCAACGGAUCUACGGUUACUCAUCAGCUUCCCAUUGCUGAGGCCAUGUUGACCUGCAAACACAAGACGCAAGAUGAUGAUUGCUACCAAAAUUUUGUUCCAUUUGUGGGUGUGGUUAAGGUGGGAUUGGUAGAGCCCAGCCCAGGAUCUUCAGGUGGAGAUUGUGAGGAGGGUUUGCCUUUGAGUUUGGCAGUUCCAUCGACGUCUCCACCGGCUCAUGGAUCUCCCAUUGGGAUGAUGAAAGAUUCUGCAACGCCUCCUCCAUCACCAUCACUAAGCGGACUGGCUGCACUAGGGAGCCCCAGCAUGUCUCAUGGUAUGGAUGCCAUUGGGCUGCAGGUGGAUUACUGGGUGUCGUCAGGGGCUGAGAAGCGCAAAGAUGCCGAGCGGAGAGACACAGGCAAUAAGAUUACUUUGAAGUGUGCAUUCAGAUCCCUGCAGGUUAGCCGACUGCCCGGCUCCUUUGAGCUCCAGACUGGCUCUAACACCAUGUCCAUGACUGUGGUGACCAAGGAGAAGAACAAGAAAGUCCCAACCAUCUUCCUGGGGAAGAAACCGAAAGAGAGAGAGACAGAGUCAAAGAGUCAGGUCAUUGAAGGCAUCACAAGACUCAUCUGCUCUGCCAAGAAUCAACAAACCAGUCUAAGAGUGUCUGUAGAUGGAAUGGAGUGGAAUGAUGUGAAGUUCUUCCAGCUGGCGUCUCAGUGGCCCACUCAUGUAAAGUACUUCCCCGUGGGGCUGUUCGGCUACAACAAAUCAUCCUCCUAGUGACCUCUGGGGGGAAAAAACAUGGUGAAGUUUCCCAACCCUGCUUGCUGCGGCCUUCAGACGGAAUGGGCCAGUUAUUGUUCUUGAGGUGGUCAUGCUUACUGUAUGCGACAGAUACUUGAGCCAAAGUGGAAGAUGUUGAAUUUCUCAUCUGUAAUUGGUGGGAUUAUCUGAUUUGUUUUGGCCUUUAGAGGGCCAGAGCAGACAAAAGACUUAAGGAUAAAUAAUGUGGGUUGAGAAUAUUAUAUAUUAAUCUUUUCUACCAGUGUUUUGUCUGCUGUGCGAUUCAUGACGCAAUAAUAUCCCAAUAUUUAUAUUUAAAUGGUACUUGAUAUUAGUGAUUUAAAGUCUUUUGUUGUACAACUUUAAUGUAUGAAUAGUGUUACUUCACCUGACUGAAUCUGACAUCCAAAGCUUCUCAAAGGCCCUUUGUUUGUAAAAAAAAAAAAAAAAGCCUUUACUUUAUUAAAGAAUUGUUUUUUGUCUAUGUAUAAAAUAUUCUUCUGUCCACUUGUAUAGAAAUAUAUUUCCUUAAGUGAUUUUAACUAGUAAUCAAAGCAUGUACUGUAUGUGUAUGUGCUUACAUCAGGGUUUGGCGAAGCUGCUAUGGACACCUUAUCCAUUCCACUGUGGUUCUGAGAUCUCUUUGCCGCUAUUAAUUUAUUAAUCUGCUAUGACUAAAAGUAAUCACUGGUCUCUACCUCCCCAAUGCCUUCCAUAACAAAGAUGAUUAUCAGAGAUGACUAAUAAUAAGGGUAAAUGUGACACUGGUUUAUUUUGUACCUUCCAAGUGACCUAAGACAAUGUUUGGAAAUCGUGGUACCAUUACUGCCUUUCUAACUCUGUUGUGCUAAACCUAGUUAGUUUGCAUGAUGCAGUAUAUUGAUCAGUAUGAUUGCAGUAAACGUGGUUAUUUUGAUAACACUACAUGUGAAAAGUCAGUAUUGUAUACUGUAUUUUGGUCUAUAA
Sinocyclocheilus grahami is the source of this 4000-nucleotide messenger RNA. RefSeq names its product phosphofurin acidic cluster sorting protein 1a (gene pacs1a). Lineage: Eukaryota; Metazoa; Chordata; Actinopteri; Cypriniformes; Cyprinidae. The record is from RefSeq and is a predicted model, not a curated record. Gene Ontology annotation, molecular function: transmembrane transporter binding. Bases 305 to 3031 code for a protein of 908 amino acids. The transcript has 24 exons. Gene Ontology annotation, biological process: protein localization to plasma membrane.